Messenger RNA from Sodiomyces alkalinus F11, 1432 nucleotides. RefSeq lists its product as hypothetical. The transcript has a single exon. Gene Ontology annotation, cellular component: nucleolus; small-subunit processome. Gene Ontology annotation, biological process: maturation of SSU-rRNA from tricistronic rRNA transcript (SSU-rRNA, 5.8S rRNA, LSU-rRNA). Lineage: Eukaryota; Fungi; Ascomycota; Sordariomycetes; Glomerellales; Plectosphaerellaceae. The coding region runs from base 87 to 1268 and encodes 393 amino acids. The record is from RefSeq and is a predicted model, not a curated record.
CACGCGCUGUAAGGGUGCAUUGCAAAUUGGGAGCUUUCUCCUCUACAUCACCACCAUUUUUCGUCCCGCAAGAAUUUUACGUCGCCAUGGCUGCCCCAAGCUCCCUUCCAGCAUUGCUGGAUUCUCUCACACAGUCUCUGACGUCUACACUCGACGCUGCACCAAAAGUUUCCUCCAUUCAGCAGCCCCAAGACGGCAUCUCGCUCCUCCACGUGAAGAACGAACUACUGCUCGCUUACCUACAAAAUCUCGUCUUUCUCAUUCUCCUCAAGCUUCGCAACGCCAAGAGCCAGAAUGGCUCAUCCGACAAGAACGAUGAUGAUACGGACCCUGUGGUCAAGAAGCUGGUCGAACUCCGGCUGUACUUGGAGAAAGGUGUCCGGCCACUAGAAGAUAAACUACGCUACCAGAUCGAGAAGAUCCUAAGGGCGGCCGAUGAUGCCGAGCGGUCUUCCCGCGCCAUGAACUCGACGGAAAAGGUGAAAGGGACUCGCAAGUCGAAAAGCAGGACAGACUCGGGAUUCGAAUCGGGGUUGGAAUCGGGUUCACCAAGCGAGGACGACGAUGACGAUGACGAAGGCGGAGAAGGAGAGAGCGACGAGGAGAGUGCGGAGGAAGCCGAACAGCCCCAGGCGUCCCUGUACAGCGCCAGGCCCGAUGCCUUCGUCCGACCAGCAGCCGCCUCGGCCGCCGUCGCCGCGGCCGAGAAGGACGGCAUCUACCGCGCGCCCCGGAUCGCGCCGACCAUCAUGCCGUCGGAGCGGCGCGCCAAGGCGGCGGAGAGGCGACCGCACAAGUCAGCCACGAUGGACGAGUUCAUCGAGUCGGAGCUGUCGACGGCGCCCAUGGCGGAGCCCAGCAUCGGCACCAACGUGGUCGCGGGCGGUCGCAAGGUCAAGACGGCGGCGGAGCGCAAGGCCGAAGAGGAGCGGCGCGACUACGAGGAGUCCAACUUUGUCCGCCUGCCCAGCCAGAGCAAGAAGGACAAGGCCGGGCAGGCGCAGCAGAGCGGGCGCAGCGGGCGCAUGCAGUUCGGCGGCGAGGAGUGGAGGGAGCUGGGCGAGGGCGUGGACCGGAUCAACAGGCUCACGGCGCGCAAGGAGACGAGCAAGGGGACCAAGGCAUUGCUCGAGAAGAGCCGCAAGCGGGGACGGGACACUACGGAUGGUCCUCGGGAUAGCGGGCGCGGGCCGGAGAUUGGUGACAGGUUUCAGAAGCGCCUGAAGGUGUUGGAAGCUGGUAGACGGGACAGGGGCAAGGGUCGGUGAAGCGGUGAAGUCGGUGACAUGUGACAUCGGUGACAUCGGUGACGCCGGUGUAGAACGAAGUAGGUACCUACAACAAGACGGUGUCAAAUCAGCCGGCCAUUUCACAUGCCUCCAAUCGAGCAAUGAGCUAGCUAUGAUGAUCGACAACUCCAUAAUGGACCCCC